GCGUCGUCGGUCAGUGACGUGGUCGGCUGCCCAUCCUUCGGCGGUGUCCUAGAGGCUCUCGCCAUCCCGCCGGUCACCGGCGACAACGUCAGCGCCUUGGCCUUCUGCGACGUCGACGGUGAUGGCAUCCAGGAGAUGAUUUGCGGCACGGAG
Molecule: messenger RNA, 153 nt
Organism: Prorocentrum cordatum
Lineage: Eukaryota; Dinophyceae; Prorocentrales; Prorocentraceae
Source: the annotation of a GenBank genome assembly